GCUGGAAAUUCCUCGUAUGCAUCGUACCGCCAGCCCCAAAGCGACGGAGCAAGACAUAAAAUUGUCCCCUCGGUAGUGGGGAUGAGUGUGGCACAGUCUUUCGGUAUACCCCCAAGUCAGCAUGCCAGCACGGCCAUACAUGCAGUGAGUGUGUUGUUCGUUCGUGUUCCCCAUUCAAUGUUUGCACGUCAUCGCGCUCGGUCGGUAACUUUCACUCGAGUCAGCUCGAUCGUUAGUGUGAUUUUGUAACCUGUAGCUGCUACGUCUCACAUACUACUAAUAGCUUUCGUACUACUAUACAUAGUCUGGACAGUGGAAAUAAUUUCAAAAAGUGUGAUGUGUAGUUUAGCUAAUACUCGCUAGAAAACAGCAAAACAAUGAGUAGCAGAACGAUGAGCACAGAUUAAAAGUGAUUCGUGUGUUACGCAUUAAAGAUUCAGCUGACGGAACUAGCACCGGCUUGUUAUCAGUUUUGUAAACAGCCUACUGUGGUACUACUUUCCAUUAAAUAAGGAAAAGAAACACAAAUCGAACAAGCAAAAUGCUCAACAAUAGCGGAAUGCAGUGGCUGCUACGAUUCGUUUCCUGCCUUUUAGUGACCUUCACGAUAUUACCGAUUCAACAGUGCUAUGGCCAACUAACGCUUGAACAAAUGCGUAUAGUAUCGACGCGAACGAAUGAAUCACAUUUCGAUAAUAUGCUGAAAAGCAUCCUUAAGCCCCGAAUCGUUGGUACCGCCACACAUGGUGAAGUUAAGCGAAGCAUCAUCAACGAGCUUAAGACAUUGGGCUUCACCGUGGAGCUGGACGAGUUUAACCAGAAGGCACCUCAUUUUGGCAUGCUAAAAUUUACCAACAUCGUGGGCAAAUUAAACCCCUCGGCCGAUAAGUAUCUUGCCCUAGCCUGUCACUACGAUAGCAAAUACUUCCGCGAGCAUGCGUUCGUUGGCGCCGUCGACUCGGCCGUUCCCUGCGCAAUGAUGCUGAAUUUGGCGAAAACGACCGAAUCCGCGCUGAAGCUUUUGCGCAACAAUACCGACCUAAGUCUGAUGCUGCUAUUCUUCGACGGUGAGGAAGCGUUCCGUAAGUGGUCCGCAACAGACUCGCUGUACGGUUCGAAACACUUGGCAACCAAAUGGACUACGGCACCGUACGUUUCGAAGGCUUUGGGUAAAUCGAUGCGUGAAAUUGAUCGCGUCCAGCUGCUCGUACUGUUGGAUUUGAUUGGAAGUGAAGAGCCUAAGUUUUACAACUUCUUUCCAAACACUCGUAACUACCACCGACGGUUGAGCAAAAUCGAGAAUAGUCUACGACAGAGCAAGCUGCUGGUGAAGGACCCGAAGAGUGGUACAAUGUUCCUCGAUCAAACGCUUUACAACCGGAUCGAAGAUGAUCAUCUGCCUUUUUUGAAGAGAAAUAUUCCAGUGCUGCAUUUGAUUCCAGUUCCAUUCCCAAAGCAUUGGCACAAACCGGAAGACAACGAAGCAAAUCUGAGUCGGCCAACGAUCAAGAAUAUUAAUGCUAUUUUACGGAUAUUUAUGCUAGAGCAUUUAACGUUUUGCAACAGUAAAUAUGGGCGAUCGGUGCAAACAUGCUUACAGUAACGAACGCGCAAUAGUUCGCAGCUUCGCUAAGAGACGAACAAGAAACUUGAUCUCACCGUGUCUGGCAGCAUUGUUUUACAGUACAUUUGGUUUAAGGAAGAAGUUGAAUAAACACUACUGUUUGUUUUGUGUGCUUGUCCUACCCGUAUGGUUCACGGAUUACUUUUUACCGACUAUUUUAUACUACUGUCGAUGAUGAUGCAUAUAAAUACUGUACUUACUGACUAAUUUGUAAAAACUUUUGAACAAAA
This is a messenger RNA of Anopheles funestus (African malaria mosquito), 1854 nucleotides long. RefSeq names its product glutaminyl-peptide cyclotransferase-like. Lineage: Eukaryota; Metazoa; Arthropoda; Insecta; Diptera; Culicidae. The transcript has 3 exons. Gene Ontology annotation, molecular function: zinc ion binding; glutaminyl-peptide cyclotransferase activity. The record is from RefSeq and is a predicted model, not a curated record. Bases 542 to 1603 code for a protein of 353 amino acids.